Messenger RNA from Fulvia fulva, 471 nucleotides. RefSeq lists its product as uncharacterized. The coding region runs from base 1 to 471 and encodes 156 amino acids. The transcript has a single exon. NCBI's taxonomy places the organism in Eukaryota, Fungi, Ascomycota, Dothideomycetes, Mycosphaerellales, Mycosphaerellaceae. The record is from RefSeq and is a predicted model, not a curated record.
AUGGCCAGCUCCCGCGGCUUCGACGACAAACCCCACGCCUUCAACCCCGACGACGUCCCAAAACCACCUCCAACAUACAACCAAGUCUGCAUAACCCCCCUCCUCCACACCAGCAAGCUCAUCACCCUCGCCGGCCAAACCGGCAUCACACCCGAAACCGGCAAAGUCGCCUCUCGCUCCAUCCCCAAGCAAGCCCAACAAGCCUACAAGACCGUUCACGCAGCACUGAGGGCCGCUGGUGCUCAUCCUCGCGAUAUCAUCCGUGUAAGGCAUUACAUUGUGACCGAGACGGGGGACCCUGAGGUGGACAGGAUUGAGGUGGUGGAGAGGGGGUGGGGGGAGCAUUGGAUGGAGUUUAUGGAUCGUGAGGCGGAGGGGCAUAGGCCGCCGGAUACGGUGUUGGGGGUUGCGAGUUUGGCGAAGAAGGAGCUGUUGUAUGAAGUUGAGGUGUGGGCGGUAGUGCAUGGGUAG